UUUGCAUUAAUUGCCUUUAGCACCACUGUAUAUUAUAUUUUGUCACACAGGUCUCUUUCAUCUAUCAAUUGCGCUUUUUCCUCUGAAGAAAAGAAUGUAGUGAGACUUCAGAAAAACAGCAGUUUGUAAAUGGCUUAUUGAUAAAAUUAGCUAAUGGGAUAAUUUCUAGUUGUGGUAGUUGUGGCUCUGUAUUCAGGAUGUCAUUUUGUCUCAAUACAAUGUAAUGUUCCCUUUAAUGUCUGUUACAAGACUGAAAUCAUAUGUGGAGGCACAACUAGCUAAAGUUACAAAAUUAGAUAAAAAAAUACUUAAAAGAACUUAAGGGGAGCUCCAACAAUCCUCAAAGUGAGACCUGCAAAUUGGGUGGCAACCUUUUUAACGCAGGAAAUGUUAGCUAGAGACUAAACGUCACACAUUCAAGAAUCGUUAAAGAUUUUAGCAUCAUAGCAUUUUAUGGUAGCAUUAACCUAAAGAGAUAAUAACUGGAAUAUUUAGUGGCAUCCUGUCAUGAACUGAAGAGAUAGGUUAGCAUUUAACCCUGGGAACAUAAAUGUCUCCCAAAGUCCAUGGCAAUCUAUCCAAUAGUAUGUCAAGAAUAUCUAAAACCAUAUGGCUAAAAAACUGUCAAGAGAAAUGACCAGCAGCACUUGGACUAAAUUACAUUAUGCGCCAGUAUAGCUCAUUAGAUUGGAUACAUGCACAUGCUACUCUGAUCUUCUCUUUUCCAAAGAAUUCCCAUGCAUAAAAUACAAAAAUGUGUUUUAAAUUAGCAUAUUUCUUUCAUUACAGUCUACCCCAUGUGUUGUUUCUAGUGAAAUCCAAGAAAUAGGUUCGUCUUUACCUUAAGGUGCAGCUCACAACAGCAGAACGGCUCCAGGCUGAACGUUUAUUGUUUGCUGCCAUGUAAUUUGGACUAUUUAGCCUUUUAGGUUUUCAGCUGUAGUUGGAUCCUUGAAUUAAUGACACCCACACAGAAUGUUUUAGAUUAAACAUGAUGGUCUAAUUACAGAUCAUAUUUUCAGCUGUUGCAUCCUGUUUUAAUUCAGACUUUCUUUGUGCUGCAUUCAGAGACACACACACACACACAAAACAAAGCUGUCUUGGCAAACACAAAAUAUUAAUGUCUAUUGUAUUAAAUACUAGGAGAUUUGGACAUCGUUUGAUCACAACUGAAUAAUAAAUCCAACAUCAAAGUUUUCAAAGGGACAUAGUUUUCCUGGAAACCUUUUAAUUUCCCCCCACCAAUUACAGUUACUUUGGAUUAUUUUGUGAUGAAGGAUUUCCCCCUGUGAUUAAUGAUGACAGCAGGGUAAUAACAGAAUGAUAGGCAUCACUUCUUAAACAUAGGAUAAUGUAACAUCACUUGGAAAAAAAUUAGUAUUUACUGUUACAUAUUUGGUUUAAGUUUCCGACUAAAAAAUUUUUUUGGCCAAAGAAUGUUGUGUUGUGACUAAAAAUCUGCCAAGUCCUUUGUGCAAAAGAGUCCCAUCUGUGUAUCCUCAGGUUCCCUCUCCACUAAAAUGGGAUGUAAUUGUUUGGUUAUUAAGGUCUUUUACUUGCUGAACAACUUCCAUUUUCAAAUCAGCACAUUGUCUUUUACUUCCUCAGAGGGGCAAGGGAAACAGAUUUGGAGGAAAAAACUGUAGUUCUUGAAACUCUGUCUUCAAUUUCCCUGCUCCAAUGGAGGACAUAAAUGGCAAGGCCCCUUCUGUGACAAUCUGCAGGAUGAUAAUGGUGUUCCUCUGUCUUCAGGCGCCAGUACGAAAACAUAUGUUAACUUUCCCCACAGUUUGAACACUGUAAUUGACAAAAGUAGUGAGUACGUGAAGCAGGCAUGAAGAAAGAAAGACAUUUGUUUUUAAGUGGAUGACUGUGGACAAAUAACAGGUUAUGUCAUACUUUGUACAUGUUGAAACAUACAGGGUGCAAUUGUCACACUUUAAACUUUAACAAAGCUGCAUUGUUUUAUUUAAGAAGAAACACUACCACUAUUACAGUGUCUCGUUUGGUUCGUUACAUUUCUUUACUGUAACCCCCCACCCUCUCUAUAGCCUUCACUCCACAACAGUAAACCUCAAGCCAGACCUUUGAGUGUCUGUGCUAAUGAUAAGGCAUGACACAGUAAGGGAAAACAAGGUUGUUAAAAAGCAGAUGUCUUUACCAGUUCACAGAUGGGAUUGAUAUUGACAUGGCUGGAGGUGAUAUGUUAUAGGUUCUACAUGCAAGUGAAAAAAUGCACGUGUUCUAAUGAGACAGGGUGGCUAGGACUGCAGCUGCGUAGAGAGGGGGGAUAUUUACUCUAUACCAACAACAUAUUCCACUCAGUCUGAGAAAGACACAAGCGACGUGAGCAAGGGAGGAGGCGUCGUCUCUGAUCAACCAACUGGUAGGUAUACUGUCCCUACUGUACAUUUAAAAAGUGGAGCAGAAAUAAUUAGAUCUGUCUUAAAUUACUGAAGCAGCAUAACUGUUAGUUGCACAACAAUUCAUGUUCUCAGUGUAUUACAAAAUUGGGAUUGGGCUAUUAGGUAAUACCCUACAUUUGACUUAUCAACUUUAAAUUACAUCUUUUUCUUUCUGGGUUUUCCAUCAGUGAUCAUGCGGACAGUGGUGCUCCUCCUCAUAAUGGGACUGGUGGAUUUGAGCAUCGGCCAGCAUUACAGCCAGUGGCAGUGGUUGUCCCAUCUGCGAGGGCGACGGCGACAUGCCGGCUGGCGGGCCGAGGAUGAGGACUGCCCCCUGGAGUGCGACUGCCCUUCAGCCUACCCCACAGCUAUGUACUGUCACAGCCGCAACCUUCAGCAUGUUCCCUACGUCCCAUCACACAUAAAAUAUGUCUACCUGCAGCGUAACCAGAUCACAGGCAUCCAGGAUGGAGUGUUUGACAACGCUACUAACUUGGUCUGGGUUGUACUCUUUCACAACCAGCUCAACUCAGACAAGAUCGGCAAGAACGUAUUCAGCAAGAUCAAGCACCUGGACCGGCUCCUCUUGGAUCACAAUGAGCUUACACGUGUGCCUCCCAACUUGCCCAAGGCUAUCACGGACCUGCGACUCGGGCAUAAUAAGAUCUCAACAAUCCCCUCCAGCUCUUUCGAGGGGAUGGCCAACCUCACAACCCUUCAUCUCCAAGCAAAUGUUAUAGAGGACGUUGGAGGUGUGUUCAAGGGACUGAAGUCUCUGACCAUGCUGGACAUGAGGAAAAACAGGCUGAGGAAAAUCCCUGACAACCUCCCUGAGCAGCUGCAGCAGCUCUACUUGGAGUUUAAUAACGUAGAGAGUGUGCCGGCGGGCUUUCUCACUAUGUAUCCCAAACUUCAGUUUGUCCGGUUGGGUCAUAACAAGCUGAUAGAUAAAGGUCUUCCCUCCAAUGUCUUCAAUAUCAGCACGCUGGUUGAACUUGACCUUUCUUUCAAUAAACUGGAGAAAAUCCCUGUUGUCAGUAGGAACCUGGAGAACCUUUAUUUACAAGCCAAUAAGAUCAAAGAGUUCUCCCUGAGCAGUUUCUGCACUACAAUCGACAUGACAAACUUCUCCAAGCUGAGAAUGCUGCGUUUGGAUGCCAAUGAGAUCAGUGCCAAAGACAUUCCUGCUGAAGCUGCCUACUGUUUGCGGCAUGUUGCCUUUAUUGAUGUGUAGUGCUUCCUGAUGUCUCUUCCUGAUUUUUCUCAACUCAUUCAGGGUAUAGCUACACACUCCCAACCUUUGUUUCCUGUCACUAUAUUUACAUUUUAUUCUUCACAGUCCACUCUAUCAAAACGUUUUCGGGAUAUUGAAUUGUUAAACUGUUAUUAAAGCUGUGAUUAUUAUUCCAAAUGAUUAAACAGUUCCAGUAUUAGUCAACAGGAAAUUCCACAGUUGUAUAAUCACAUAUCCAGAUGACAGGCAUAUGGAUCACAGAGAGCAAUAAGAAAAGUCCAGAUGACUGACAUCCUUUCAACAAACUAAUUCAAUUAUCAGUUCCAGUAUUCUGGCAAAAAUAAUAAUCUUAAGUAUAAGUAGGUUGUAGCUGAGGACAGCAAGUUCUGCUUGUGUCAUGUCUGGCAAAGUAUAACCUGUAUAAAACUGCCAAUCAUCAGCGUGAGACUUGGAUCUUUGCCUCCACCAUGUGGCACAAGGUGAUAAAACAGCAAGUUUAGCUGGAAUGAGACUUAUUAUUAUUAUUUGGCAAAGUGCACUUUAACAUAUCAGUGAUAGGCAUUCAAUAAUGAAAUCGCCCAUUUGAUUGUACUGGCUGUUACAUACAUACAAAAUACGUUUACUUAAAGACUAUUAGACUAAUUAUAAUUUUUCUAUCAACAUUUAAAGUUGUGUUAUCAAGUGUUUUUGAUUAUAUCGAAUGAAAAGCAUGUAUUCCUCCUCAAAUGAGCCUCUGAAUUAUCCAAAGAUAAUCAUAUAUUAGUUUCAUUACUGUAUCUUUUUUUAGUCAGUAGCAGUGUUUUAAAAAGUGUUUAAAGCUGCAGUAGGUAACUUUAAAAAAAAAUCAUAUUUACUGAAACUUUUAUUAUAUCCCGAUAGUAGUACAUUAAACAGAUAAUCUGUGGAAGUAAUCAGGUUCCUCAGUGCUCCUAAUGGCAUUUGCAAAAAUCUAGCAUGGCUGGACAAAAAGACCCAAAGCAUCUAUAUUUGAUGACCUGGGAAUGAAACUCAACAAUCAACUAUCUUUCUCGGCUUUGAUUGGUGUCUUUGUCCAGGGCGGUGGAUUCUAAUAUAGGCUGUGUUUUACUGCUGUCACCAUCCACAAUCAGUUACUUGCAAGCCGUUUUUCCGGCAAAUUUCAGUUCAGUCAGCCAA
Molecule: messenger RNA, 4794 nt
Organism: Morone saxatilis (striped sea-bass)
Lineage: Eukaryota; Metazoa; Chordata; Actinopteri; Moronidae
Gene: fmodb
Product: fibromodulin b
Exons: 2
Coding region: 2599-3639 (346 amino acids)
Molecular function (GO): protein binding
Source: RefSeq, a predicted model, not a curated record